UGGUGCGCGAGCGAGCCGGCAGUAGUGGGUGGGACUGGAUUGAGUACUAGAGCUGGAGGCUGGGGCCGCCUUCCGACGCCCAUCUGCUGGCGUUUCUCCUUCCGUAGAUUUUGGGGAUCAGUGGCGACCUCGGCCUCCAGUGUCUCCCGGGAACUGACGCGGGGUGGCCGCCAGGAUGGUGUUACUGGGCUUACUGCAAGCGGGCGGGUCGGUGCUGGGGCAGGCGAUGGAGCAGGUAACGGGAGGCAACCUCCUAUCCAUGCUGCUCGUCGCCUGCGCCUUCACGCUUAGCCUGGUCUACCUGCUUCGCCUCGCCAUCAGCCACCUGGCCCCACUGCCGGCUGGGUCGAAAAGUCCACCAUACAUUUUCUCUCCAAUUCCAUUCCUUGGACAUGCUAUAGCAUUUGGGAACAGUCCAAUUGAAUUCCUUGAAAAUGCAUACGAGAAGUAUGGACCUGUAUUUAGUUUUACCAUGGUGGGCAAGACAUUUACCUACCUUCUGGGGAGUGAAGCUGCCGCGCUGCUUUUUAAUAGUAAAAAUGAAGACCUGAAUGCAGAAGAUGUCUAUAGCCGUCUGACCACACCCGUGUUUGGGAAAGGAGUUGCAUACGAUGUGCCUAAUCCGGUUUUCUUGGAGCAGAAGAAAAUGUUAAAAAGUGGCCUUAACAUAGUCCACUUUAGACAGCACGUUUCUAUAAUUGAAAAAGAAACAAAGGAAUACUUUCAAAGCUGGGGAGAAAGUGGAGAAAAAAAUUUGUUUGAAGCGCUUUCUGAGCUCAUAAUUUUAACCGCUAGCCAUUGUUUACAUGGGAAGGAAAUCAGAAGUCAACUCAAUGAGAAGGUGGCACAACUGUAUGCAGAUUUGGAUGGAGGUUUUAGCCACGCAGCCUGGCUGUUGCCAGGCUGGCUCCCCUUGCCUAGUUUCAGACGCAGGGACAGAGCUCAUCGAGAGAUCAAGAAUAUUUUCUACAAGGCAAUCCAGAAACGCAGACAGUCAAAAGAAAAAAUUGAUGACAUUCUCCAAACUUUGCUAGAUUCUACUUACAAGGAUGGGCGUCCUCUGACAGAUGAUGAAGUAGCAGGCAUGCUUAUUGGACUGCUCUUGGCAGGGCAGCAUACAUCCUCAACUACCAGUGCCUGGAUGGGCUUCUUUUUGGCCAGAGACAAAACACUUCAAGAAAAAUGUUAUUUAGAACAGAUAACAGUCUGCGGAAAGGAUCUGCCUCCUUUAAAUUAUGACCAGCUCAAAGAUCUAAAUUUACUUGAUCGCUGCAUAAAAGAAACGUUAAGACUUCGACCUCCUAUCAUGACCAUGAUGAGAAUGGCCAAAACUCCUCAGACUGUUGCUGGGUAUAUCAUUCCUCCAGGACAUCAGGUGUGUGUUUCUCCCACUGUCAAUCAAAGGCUUAAAGACUCAUGGGUAGAACGUCUGGACUUUAAUCCUGAUCGCUACUUACAGGACAAUCCAGCAUCAGGAGAGAAGUUUGCCUAUGUGCCAUUUGGAGCUGGGCGCCAUCGUUGUAUUGGGGAGAAUUUUGCCUAUGUUCAAAUUAAGACAAUUUGGUCCACUAUGCUUCGUUUAUAUGAAUUUGAUCUCAUUGAUGGAUAUUUUCCCACUGUGAAUUAUACGACCAUGAUUCACACUCCUGAAAACCCAGUUAUCCGAUACAAACGAAGAUCAAAAUGAAAAAGGCUACAAGGAACUAAUACGUGAUACAUCACUGUAAACUGCAAAAGCCUUGAAGAGAAUGAAGUUUAUCAAAAACCCCCAGUGUACUAUUUUUUGAGUGUGUAAUUUUAAAAGACAGCCAGCUUAAUGGUUUUUAUAUUUUACCUGAAUUCUAUGAAAUCUAAUGGCAUUUCAGAAAUUUCCUAAUAGUUUUAUGAUGGAUAUUUACUACAUCUUUUAUUUAAUGAAAUUAUAAGCUCAUCAGUCUGCAGGGAGGGAACAGAAUCUUUGGUAAUUGGCAGAUUCUAAAUCACACAAUUUCCAGGUAUUAAUUUUAAAACACAGCUGUUGGCAAGUAAGUUUAGGGUAUUCAAAUUUGGACUAGAUGUGCAAGUAUAAAAACCCACUGCAAUUCGUGGAAGGCUUAGGUUAUUUAUUCAUUUGCUGGGUAAUGUAUUUAUGUGUGAGGAUGGGUGGGCAGGAAAUAAACUCACAUUUAAAGCUUUGGAUAAAAGAGAAUCCUACAGUUUUGGUAUGAUGAUACUUAGCAAAGAUAGAGCUAUGUUGUAGGAAGAUACGUCCUUUGAAAUUUUAACUGGAAGCACUGUCUAUAGGAAAUUGAGAGAGAUCUAUGACAAUGACUUAAUUAUAUUUCCUAAAAAAUAAUUAAUAUUAAAGGCUGCUCCUGUAACUUGAUCUAAUUACUAAAUGUUACAUAGUUAUAUGCCUGAUAAAUUUGUAUCUGGUUACACAUCUUGACAUAUGUAAGUCCAAAAUUAUCCCCUUGUGGGAUAAUUUAAUUUUUGUUCCCUUUGGCUCAAGGUGGUUCCCGCAUCCUCUCCAGAAUCUAAUUAGGGAUGUAUGUUAAGUAGUUCUGUUAAUUUAGGUUAACAGCUUUUUAAAAAAAAAAACCAAAAUCUGAGAUCAGGGAACUCUGGCUUUAAGAUAGGGUAAUAGGAAGCAGGGACCUUGGGAGUGUAUCACUGGUCUGAUUCUAUGAAGCCUGUGUUCAAGAAUCAAAUUAUAACUGGGAACCUCAAAUUAUUAUGAUACAUAUAAUUUAACCAGAUAGAUAUGGCAAAAUAUUUUCCCUUAUGUAUUUUACAGUUUGGUUUAAAAGGCUGGAGGACUCAUGUUAAACUCCAUUUGUGACGGCAAAAUCUCUGCUAUUGAGUUUUUCACAUUAAAAUUAUCUUUGAGAAUACAGCCUGCAUUCAUGAAUUAUAAAGAGUAUACUUCACUGAGUAAAAUUCAGGAAUCUAGGAACUUGGAAGGGAAAAAAGUUCCAUCUUUAUUUUUACUAAUUUCAAACUGUAAUAUUUUCCUUAUUUAUGAAUUUAGGCAACAAACCACACUAGUAUUGGCAGUACCCAUGAUGUGGACAGAAAUUAUAGAUUAUUUGCAUAUCACAUUAUAGAUGUUGCAGAUCUCUUGAAAUGUCUUUAACUCUCAUCACUACUUUGAAAUUAUGGUAGUUAUUAGAUCUGCUAGAUCUUAUUUCUUUAGUUAUAUCACAAAAAUUUUUCAAAAGGUUUGGUUAUUUUUAUAUAAUUGGUUUCCUCUGCAAUGGUAUACACCUUAAGUCUUUAAAAGUAUUAUUGUGAGAAGGGAUCUGUAAGUCACAAGACUUGCUAGGGAGGUUCAUGGCACAGAGAAGUUAAAACUGGUAAGGCUGGUCUAUGUUUAGUGAAUAGUUUUAAGACUUCAAUAAGAUUUAGUUUUUAAGCACAGACUAAUUAUUGAGAAGCAUCAACAAGUUUGACUGCAAAGGCCUGAUGUCAUAGAAGGGCUGAAGGUCAGACAAUGGGAAUGAAAUGAGACUAAUGGGAGCGCUUGUCUAUCUGCUCUUUUUUUUCUCCAUUCUCUCUUAGAGCGUAAUCACCUUGAAUGGAAAGCUAUGCUUAGCUUAAAAAGGUUUUACCUAAACCUCCCCUCCUUUAACUGCUUUAGAAUACAUUUGUUACUUGUAGAACUCCUCUUACUGGAACUUAGCUGCUAAAAUGGAAAUUUAGGUAAUUUGAAAUUUCCAAGAAUGUAGACAGCCUGUUUGAGUUGGUAUAAAUCAUGGAAUAUCCAGUGGUAAGACAAAAUUCUCUGGAUCUAAGCUUCAAAUACUAUUCCUCUUGCUGUUUUAGUGAUGGCCAUGUUCAGGGAGGACUAUAGGUAGAAGUAACAUUGAGAUGUAUAUUAUCUCUGUGAGAGCACCUCACUCUUAAUUUGGACAGCAGGACUCUACUGCUUAAUUUUGCACUGUGAUUAAUAAAAUUUAAAAUGGUCUGAGUUAAA
This is a messenger RNA of Vicugna pacos (alpaca), 3955 nucleotides long. It is a transcript of the gene CYP51A1, whose product is annotated as cytochrome P450 family 51 subfamily A member 1. The record is from RefSeq and is a predicted model, not a curated record. Gene Ontology annotation, molecular function: monooxygenase activity; iron ion binding; heme binding. NCBI's taxonomy places the organism in Eukaryota, Metazoa, Chordata, Mammalia, Artiodactyla, Camelidae.